AUGCAGGGCCCAUCGUGCGUCAAGCGGAAGUACGACCAUCGAGGACAAGCAGCAGCUAUGCAGACCAGCCGGCCGCCUACCACUAAGGCCAGAAAGAGCAGAACCCUCAUAUCCUUAAGUUCGAACCGGCCCUUGAGCGAUUACUCAAACGACUUGAUUCGCAAAGCCGCAAAACGCACCGAAGAGUGGGUCAAUCGGCCAGCAGCUGUUCGGUGGAGAGAGACGGCGCAGCGAGGCGGAUAUGUUGCGAGACCUCUCAACUCGUUCAUGCUGUAUCGCUCAGCAUACAUCACAGAGGCGAAGGCGCGCUACUCUAAGCCCAAACCACGAGAGCUCUCGACCAUUGUAGCAGACAGCUGGCAUAGAGAGUCCCACGAAGUGCGCCAGGCGUACGCCGCGUAUGCAAAGAUCGAGCGCCGUAACCACCACGAAGCGUAUCCCAAAUAUAAGUUUUCUACGCAAAGAUUGAAGAUGAAGAAAGAAGACACUAGCCCAGAAGAGGAGCUGAGGACGAUCUCUGGGGCUGCAUGCAGCUGUGAUAGCUGCUGGCCCGCGGCGGCCAUGAGCAAUAACCAAGCUUGGGACACGACCCUGAGCACCAAUACGAACGCUUCUGUGUGCUCGCCAGCGCCUAGUGACUUCGCGGCAUGGCAGCCGAUUCUUCUGCCAAUGCAGCCGAUUCUUCUGCCAAUGCAGCCGAUCCUAUGGCAAGACCAGUACGGCAACCAGGUAGCAGGAAGCAACUUUCCCUGGCCGAGUGCGAUGACUCCAUCCUUGUUUCUGGGGCCAUCCAGCGCAACGUGGGAGCCCCCAAUGGGCAGCAUGGCUUUUCCGAGAAUGCCAACUACAAACGACCUGCCUGUUGUGGACUCAUCGUGGAGCGGGGCAGAGAUGCCGGCGGGGACCGGCAUAUUUUCGCGCAUCUUUUUCGCCAUGUCAAAGAGUGGGAUUUCCAACUUUGACACACCUAAAAAGGCUCGCAUUAAGGGUGCAGCUGAGUUCAUGGAUGCAAAAGGUAUACCAUACUUACAUACUGAUCUCUUCGCUUUCAACCACGUCUCUAAGCAACAAGGAUGGGCUAUAUUGAAGGAGAAGGGAGUAGAGCACGAUCGGACGCAUCAUAAUGAUCCUACAACCGAAGAAAAGCGCGGAAGAAAGCCAAAGUUGAGCCAGAAAGACCUGGAACGUUGCGACAGAUUCCUUCAAGAUGUCGGAUGGGAUGGAAGAGUCCUGACGUGGCCACAACUUGCAGAGGAGCUUCAGCUCGACGUUUCUGGCAACACUCUUCGCUCCGUGCUCGGUUCUAUGGACUAUCACAAGUGUAUUGCAUGUACAAAAGGCUGGGUUUCAAGGAAGCUUGCGAAGAAGAGAGUUGAACAUUCUGAAACGAUGCUUGCACUCAAACCUACCGCAGAAGACUGGCGAGACGUACGCUUUUCAGAUGAAGUACACUGCCGUGUAGGUCCUCAAGGCAAGCUUCGGAUUAUCCGGAAGCCUGGGGAGCGUUACUGUAGUGACUGUAUUCAAGAGCAGCUGAAUCGAGAUGAUGAACGAACGUGGGAAACCUCGCACAUCUGGGGCGCUGUUGGCUACAACUUCAAGUCAAACCUCACGUUUUACUCAAAUCCAACCAACCGAAACGGCAAGCUCUCUCUUCAUGUGUAUCGGGAUCAAAUCCUGGAGCCUGUGGUGAAGAAAUGGGUCCAAAAUGAUCCCCCCUUUAUCCUAGAAGAAGACAACGAUUCCGGGCAUGGAGGUGGAAGCUCUUCCAACAUUGUAGCCACCUGGAAACGCCAGAAUAACCUCGAUUUCUUCUUCAAUUGUUCGAAUUCUCCUGAUCUUUCACCCAUAGAGAACUGCUGGCAAGUGAUGAAACAACAUCUCAAGAAGUUUCCGCACUGGGAUGAGUUCGAAACGAGAGAACUGGCCUCCGAGGGAUGGCAGAAAGUAUCACAAAGCUUCAUCAAUGAGCGCAUUAAUCAGAUGCCAGAAAGACUGCAAGCUUGCAUUGAUAUGGAGGGUAGAAUGACUGGUUACUGAAGAAAAACGGGAUGAAAACACACCCUGAACGCUCUGUUGAGCUACAACCCCAAGAAAAAGUCUGUAUACAGCUUUCAUAUACAAUUGCAAAGCUUCAAGC
This is a messenger RNA of Pyrenophora tritici-repentis Pt-1C-BFP, 2140 nucleotides long. Lineage: Eukaryota; Fungi; Ascomycota; Dothideomycetes; Pleosporales; Pleosporaceae. The record is from RefSeq and is a predicted model, not a curated record.